UUUGCAGCACUUUUCGCGCGCCGCCUGCCACUUGGGAUUGCUUGGAUUCCGCGGUGUGUCUUUAUAUGUUCAGCCGGGGAGACGAGUAGCUUUUUUCCGGGGUGGUCCUCUAAAAGGAAGGUGACAUGCAGGUUCUCGGCUGGACCGUAGUUUUCCUCUGCCAGUGGAUCCUACGGCAGGUCCAGGGGUUGGAGAAGCAAGUGGACUUCUCUGAUCUGAGCCCAGUAGGGUCUGUGAUGAAGACUCUUCCAUAUGGCAUCGGUGGAGGCACGGUGGGAGGAGUGGUUAAGCCUCCGUAUCAAACGCGCAUCUUCUCCACAUCCAUUGACCAGACACCCAUGAAAACCAAGCCGCCCACCUACAAUUUCUUUAACCCGUAUGACUCCGCUCGAAACCAGUCCCUGCUGCUGGACCAGACAGGCUACCGCUCCAAACGCAAACCCUCACUCAAGACAGCCAUGAAGACCAAGAAGAUCUUCGGCUGGGGGGAUUUCUACUUCAAUGUCAAGACGGUGAAGUUCAGCUUGCUGGUGACGGGGAAGAUCGUGGACCACAUCAACGGGACAUUCACCGUUUACUUCCGCCACAACUCAUCCAGCCUGGGGAACGUGUCGGUCAGUAUUGUACCGCCAACCAAGGUGGUUGAGUUUGAGGUCCUUCAGCAGCAGCAGCAGCUGCACACCCACACCCAGCAGGAUGUCCAGAUCCAGGACACGCAGCAGUCCACCAUUGACCCCAAAGAGCCAAAGACCUUUAACUGUCGGGUCGAGUAUGAGAAAACCAACAGGUCCAAGAAGUCCAAACCCUGCCUGUACGACCCGUCUCAGACCUGCUUCACAGAGCACACCCAGUCCCACGCCGCCUGGCUCUGUGCCAAACCUUUCAAGGUCAUCUGCAUCUUCAUCUCUUUCUUUAGCAUCGACUACAAGCUGGUGCAGAAAGUGUGUCCGGACUACAACUUCCAAAGUGAGCACCCUUACUUUGGAUAAGUUUUGAAGACUGAACUGAAAUCAAGA
Messenger RNA from Salarias fasciatus (jewelled blenny), 1016 nucleotides. It is a transcript of the gene nxph4, whose product is annotated as neurexophilin 4. The record is from RefSeq and is a predicted model, not a curated record. NCBI's taxonomy places the organism in Eukaryota, Metazoa, Chordata, Actinopteri, Blenniiformes, Blenniidae. The transcript has 2 exons. Bases 126 to 989 code for a protein of 287 amino acids. Gene Ontology annotation, molecular function: signaling receptor binding.